UCCAUCGCAAUUCGUGGCAUUUUUCGACACUUCAUUAAAAUCUCAUUUAAAACCCAAGGGGUAUUUACGUACUUUCACAACUGACGGAAACUAGAAGUUAAGGGUCCCUUAUCCAGUUUAUCCAAAAAACCUGUAUAAAACCAAAGACUCCCUCACGACUAAUUCUUCUUCUUCAUUAGCAGAUUAAACAAAUCUCAACAUUCGAAUUUUUAAAAAUUCUUCAAAAUCUCUUCUUCAAUGGCGACGGGAAAGAGUUACUACGCUAGGCCUAGCUAUCGAUUUCUCGGCACCGAUCAGCCGUCUUACUUCACCGCUUCCGAUUCAGGUCUCGAAUUCGACGAAUCCGAUCUCUUCAAUCCAAUCCACUCCGAUUCACCAGAUUUUUGCCGUAAAAUCUCUUCAUCAGUCAGAUCCGGUAAAAAAUCGUCGAAUCGUCCCUCCGCCGCUUCCUCCGCCGCAGCAGCGUCGUCGCUUCCUGUUAACGUGCCGGACUGGUCCAAGAUUCUCCGCGGAGAAUACCGCGAUAACCGACGGAGAAGCAUCGAGGAUAACGACGACGAUGACGAUGAUAACGAAGACGGUGGCGAUUGGUUACCGCCGCAUGAGUUUCUGGCGAAGACGAGAAUGGCUUCGUUCUCGGUUCAUGAAGGAGUAGGGAGGACAUUGAAAGGAAGAGAUCUGAGUAGGGUUCGAAAUGCAAUUUUUGAAAAAUUUGGGUUCCAAGAUUAAAUAUUUGGAAACUUUUGGAGUUUUCCUUUAAUUUUUGGCUUACUUCAAUCAUUUUCUCAAGUAACUGUCAGAGAAGAGAGAGAGCAUGUAAUAUUUCUAGAAAUGCCCUCCAUUUAUCGUUAUAUUCCGAAAAUCUUACCCUAUGUAAUUGUUUUUUUAACUUUUGAGAUUUUUAUCACAUUUUGCGUAAUGAGUAAUAGAUAAUGUUUUCUUUUUUUGGAAGAGUGUUUGUUUUGUUUAUUAAGCAGUUGAUUUUAUGGGAAUUAAAAUCUGAACAUUCUGAUUUUUGGGAAUUUAAUUGAUGUAAGUAAAAUUUAGGGGUUGAAAAUGGAUAAAAUAGAAAAAGUGGGGCAAAAAGUUUCAAUUAUUUGGUUGUUGAUAUUUGAGUGUUUGAUGAGGUGGGUGAGAAAAGCAGAGGCUACAAACACUUGAAAGUGACAUUAGUUGCUUGAGAAUUAUUCUCUUAAUUUCUUUAUUUAUUUGGAACACUACUAUAAUUUUAUGAAUCACUUUUGUAUAAAUUAUAUUAUAUGAAUUUCAGAUAAGUUUCUCAUCUAAACUAAAAC
This is a messenger RNA of Arabidopsis thaliana (thale cress), 1295 nucleotides long. Its product is annotated as transcription initiation factor TFIID subunit (Protein of unknown function, DUF584). The record is from RefSeq and is marked reviewed. Gene Ontology annotation, biological process: leaf senescence. The coding region runs from base 238 to 729 and encodes 163 amino acids. The transcript has a single exon. NCBI's taxonomy places the organism in Eukaryota, Viridiplantae, Streptophyta, Magnoliopsida, Brassicales, Brassicaceae.